UUAAAGAGCAACAGACUCGUAUCAUAUCUCAGGAUAUAUGUCUGCGACAUUUAAUAAGUUCAUUAUGGGUCUACAGGACCUUAUAAAGGAAUAUUUUAUUGGUUUCUGGGACUAUGAGACCCCAAAGGUGAUGGUGGUGAAAAACAGAACUCUUGGAGUUAUUUACAGGAGUGUUCAGUUUCUUGUCAUCACCUAUUUCAUCUGGUAUGUGUUCAUAAGUCAGAAAGCAUACCAAGAGAGCGAAACCCGUCCAGAGAGCUCAGUGUACACUCGGAUGAAGGGCACAGCAGUUCAGGACAAUCACGUUUUGGACACUGUGGAGUACGCUCGACCUCCAGAGGGUGGUGAUGUGAUUAGUGCUAUACUGAGACGAGAAGUCACGUAUGACCAGAAGCAAGGAAUCUGCCCUGAGUCUUUCAGUGUUACGACUGCCAACUGCACGAAAGAUGCUGACUGUGUCUCAGGAGACGUUACCUUUGAUGGCCAUGGAAAAAGGACAGGCAGAUGUGUUCCAUACUACAACAACACCUUCAAAACCUGUGAGAUUCAAACCUGGUGUCCGACUGAGGCAUAUGCAGCCGUGCAAGAACCAGCAUUAAUGGAGGCCAUCAAUUUUACCGUGUUUAUCAGGAACUCUAUCCACUUCCCCAAAUUUAAAGUGCUGAGAGGAAAUAUCAAGGACACGCCAAACAAGCGCGACACGCAGCGAUACCUCAAUAAGUGUCAUUAUGAUGAGGAGACACAACCUUACUGUCCAAACUUUCGCCUGGGUUACAUCGCACAUAAAGCAAGGGAGAAUUUCAGUGAGCUCUGCAAGACCGGAGGUGUGAUUGGUGUUUUUAUCAACUGGAAGUGUGACUUGGACCUGGAUGCUUCACACUGUAAACCAACGUAUUCAUUCCGUCGUCUUGAUGUUCGAAAGGAUCAGGCCAGUUCUGGCUACUAUUACAGAUUUGCCAGGUAUUACAGCAAAGAUGGAGUGGAGUCUCGAACCCUUAUCAAAGCCAUUGGCAUCCGUUUGGAUGUCAUAGUGCAUGGACACGCUGGUAAGUUCAGUCCCAUCCCAACUGUCAUCAGUACAGUGACCGCAUUGACAUCCGUUGGGAUUUGCACCAUUAUCUGUGACUGGAUCAUGCUGACGUUUAUUGAUAAAAAUGAAGUCUACAGCGAGAGAAAGUUUGAUGCAAUUAGUAAGGAGCCCAAAGUACCCGUGACCACAGAGUUCACCGUCAUCAGCAGCUUCGGUUCAAACCACUCAGACCUGUCUGAUGGUGUCCCAUUAUGAUGCCAUCAUAGUCGCCGCUGGCCAAAGUGUGUGGACUGUUACUCCAGCAGCUACCUGGAUCAACGGCAGCGUCUGCAGCAGCUGUAGUUAGUGUGGACAAAGUAAAAGAGAGCCGCAGCAACACAGGCAUAUUCCUGACUGACAGAUGUGUGUGUUUUCUGUGCCUGUGCAACAGCAGAUUCAUUUCAUAUUAUUAUCUCAGCCAACUGAAACAUGGACUUUUUCUGUCAGAUGAUAGUACUACAUAGUGAAUGCAUAUAUUUUCUCACUAUGGAAAGAAAGUUUAUUAGAGGUAAUGGUUUCAGGACAGUGUAAUUAACCAAUGUAUCAGAAAUUCAAUAAACACCAUCCAC
Molecule: messenger RNA, 1638 nt
Organism: Thalassophryne amazonica
Lineage: Eukaryota; Metazoa; Chordata; Actinopteri; Batrachoidiformes; Batrachoididae
Gene: p2rx2
Product: purinergic receptor P2X, ligand-gated ion channel, 2
Exons: 12
Coding region: 38-1285 (415 amino acids)
Biological process (GO): monoatomic cation transmembrane transport; response to ATP
Cellular component (GO): nuclear inner membrane; plasma membrane
Molecular function (GO): extracellularly ATP-gated monoatomic cation channel activity; purinergic nucleotide receptor activity; ATP binding
Source: RefSeq, a predicted model, not a curated record